This is a messenger RNA of Euleptes europaea (tarantolino), 1250 nucleotides long. It is a transcript of the gene CHID1, whose product is annotated as chitinase domain containing 1. Gene Ontology annotation, molecular function: oligosaccharide binding; chitin binding. Gene Ontology annotation, biological process: carbohydrate metabolic process. Gene Ontology annotation, cellular component: extracellular region. The coding region runs from base 29 to 1213 and encodes 394 amino acids. The record is from RefSeq and is a predicted model, not a curated record. The transcript is spliced from 12 exons. NCBI's taxonomy places the organism in Eukaryota, Metazoa, Chordata, Lepidosauria, Squamata, Sphaerodactylidae.
AAAGGUGACUGGAAUCGCUAAAGCUGCCAUGAGAUGUAUCUGUACUGGACUGCUUGUUUUUGCCCUGGCUUCUCAGACGGUUGAUGCUACGUUAUCAAAGACAGAUACAAAAAAGGCUACCUCAAAAAUACUGAAAGAAAAGACUCACCAUUCAGAUAAAACUGUGCAAGACCGUGGUCUAGUAGUCACAGACGUAAUGGCUAAAGAUAUUAUUGUGGAACACAAGAGCUACUGUGCCAAAAAAGCAAGAGAGCGAUACUUCUUAGGAGAUGUUCUGGGCUACAUUACACCUUGGAACAGCCGUGGCUAUGACAUGGCUAAAAUAUUUGGAAACAAAUUUAUGACGAUCUCGCCAGUGUGGCUGCAAGUGAAAAGAAGGGGCAAGGAGCAGUUCCAGGUGACAGGACUCCACGACGCUGAUCAAGGCUGGAUGAAAGAGGUCAAGAAGAACGCCAAAAACAUCAAAAUAGCGCCAAGGGUUUUGUUUGAAGGCUGGACUUACCAAGACUUUGAGAGUGUUUUUGGCAGUGAAGAUGAAAUAGAAGAGCUUUCCAAUACUAUGGUUCAAGUGGCCAAGAAUGAAAAUUUUGAUGGCUUUGUGGUUGAAGUUUGGAGCCAGUUAGGAAAUCAAAAGCAGACGGGUCUAAUUCACUUGCUUACCCACCUCUCGGAAGCACUGCAUCAAGCCCGACUUAAGCUAAUACUUGUCAUCCCCCCCGCUGUCAUGCCAGGAACCAACCAGUUGGGAAUGUUCACGAAGAAAGAAUUUUAUCAACUAGCACCAAUGGUCGACAGCUUCAGCCUUAUGACGUAUGAUUAUUCAGCACCACAACGGCCUGGCCCUAAUUCCCCUCUGCCCUGGAUGCAAGCUUGUGUUCAAAUACUGGAUCCUGAAUCAAAAUGGAGAAGUAAAAUUCUUCUGGGGUUGAAUUUUUACGGCAUGGACUACUCAGCACUUGGUGCUUCUGGGGAACCAGUAAUUGGUAACAGGUAUAUAGACAUUUUGAAGGAGCAUAAGCCUAAACUCGUUUGGGAUGAAGAAAUAGCUGAACAUUAUUUUGAAUACAAAAAAAGUAAAGGAGGCAAGCAUGCAGCCUUCUACCCAACUUUAAAGUCCAUUCAACUACGGUUAGAUCUUGCAAAGGAACUGGGCACCGGGAUAGCCAUCUGGGAACUGGGACAAGGGCUGGAUUAUUUUUAUGACCUGCUCUAAAAUAAGACACAUUCUUUUCUUCAUUGACAUUUCAUCU